This is a messenger RNA of Clarias gariepinus (North African catfish), 2090 nucleotides long. It is a transcript of the gene prdm5, whose product is annotated as PR domain containing 5. The record is from RefSeq and is a predicted model, not a curated record. The transcript is spliced from 16 exons. Lineage: Eukaryota; Metazoa; Chordata; Actinopteri; Siluriformes; Clariidae. Bases 142 to 2034 code for a protein of 630 amino acids. Gene Ontology annotation, biological process: regulation of transcription by RNA polymerase II. Gene Ontology annotation, molecular function: DNA-binding transcription factor activity, RNA polymerase II-specific; protein binding; RNA polymerase II cis-regulatory region sequence-specific DNA binding.
CAUGGACGCUCGAGCUGCGCCGAGAUUCUGAGGGGAAACAUUGUAGCGGCGCGGGAACACAGAUAAAAGAAAGCGAGCGCGCUUUAAUCAUCUCACUCGCUUUCUAUCAGGAAACAUUAGGCUCCUUCAGCAGUCAGAGUAAUGACCAUGCUGGGCAUGUACGUGCCAGACAGGUUCGCUCUGAAGUCCUCCAAAGUCCAGGACGGAGUCGGGCUGUACACUGCGAGGCGAGUCAAGAAGGGAGAGAAGUUCGGCCCGUUCGCGGGCGAGAAGAGGAUGCCUGGUGAUCUGGAUGAGAGCAUGGACCCGAGGCUGAUGUGGGAGGUUCGAGGAAACAGAGGUGACGUGCUGUACAUACUGGAUGCCAGCAACCCCCGACAUGCUAACUGGCUGCGCUUCGUGCACCAGGCGCCGUCUCAAGAGCAGAAGAACCUGGCUGCCAUCCAGGAUGGAGAGAAUAUCUUUUACCUCGCCGUUGACGACAUUGAGACAGAUACGGAGCUCCUCAUCGGCUACCUGGACAGCGACAUGGAGGAGGAAGAGGAGGACGAGAUCGUUAAAGAUGAAGAAGAGGACAUCAAAGAGGCCAAGAGUGUCAGCACUCAACCAGAGUCAGCAAUAAAGCAGGAAGAUCACCCGUGUCUGCUGUGUGAGAGCAGUUUCCCCAGCGAGGAGGUUCUGGCUGAACACCUGCAGAGUUUACACCAGAGAGCCAGCGCCGAGGAGAAGGAGUUCAAAUGCCGCAACUGUGGCAAAGAGUUCCCUGUCAAACAGGCACUGCAGCGCCACGUCCUUCACUGCACUGAGAGUUCUGCUUCAGUAGGAGAUGCAUCUCGGGUUCACCAGUGUGCCCUCUGUCACUGCUCCUUUAACUCAGAGUCAAGUUUCGAGCAGCAUAAGGAAGCCUGUAAAGGAGAAGCCAGGUUUAUCUGUAAGGCGGAGAGCUGCGGAAAGAGAUUCAAAAGCAAAGACGCUCUGAAGAAGCACAAAAGCAAUGUUCACACAGGCAGCACUCGCAGGAAACUUAUAUGCACCAUCUGCAAUAGAAAAUGCUCAUCUUCAGUCAACCUGCAGGAGCACCGCAAGAUUCACGAGAUAUUCGACUGUCCUGCAUGUGACAAAAAGUUCAUCUCAACCAAUCAGCUGAAGCGGCAUAUGAUCACACAUUCAGAGAAGCGACCCUAUACUUGUGAGAUCUGCAACCGCAGCUUUAAGCGCUUGGACCAGGUGACAGCUCAUAAAAUCAUCCACAGCGAGGACAAACCAUAUAAGUGCAAGCUGUGCUGGAAAGAGUUUGCUCACCGCAACGUCUACAAGAACCACAAAAAGACCCACUCAGAGGAGAGGCCAUUUCAGUGUGAGGAGUGUAAGGCUCUGUUCCGGACACCGUUUUCCCUCCAGCGCCAUCUCCUCAUCCAUAACAGUGAGAGGACGUUCAAGUGCGACCAGUGCGACGCCACGUUUAAACGCAAGGACACACUGAAUGUACACAUACAGGUGGUGCAUGACGGGCACAAGAAGUACAAGUGUGACCUGUGCGAGAAAGCCUUCGUCACUCCAUCUGUGCUCAAAAGCCACAAGAAGACUCACACCGGAGAGAAGGAGAAGAUCUGUCCGUACUGCGGUCAGAAGUUCGCCAGCAACGGGACGCUGAGAGUGCACAUUCGCAGCCAUACAGGUGAACGCCCUUACCAGUGCCCAUACUGUGACAAGGCCUUCAGCAAGAACGACGGGCUGAAGAUGCACAUACGUACACACACUCGGGAGAAGCCGUAUAAAUGCAGCGAGUGCAACAAGGCCUUCAGUCAGAAGCGCGGUCUGGAUGAACACAUGCGCACACACACCGGAGAGAAGCCCUUCCAAUGUGACGUUUGCGACCUGUCGUUCAGCCUGAAGAAGAUGCUGAUCCGACACAAGCUCACCCACAAUCCCAACCGGCCCAUGGCUGAGUGCUCGCUCUGCCACAAGAAGUUCACCCGCAACGACUACCUCAAAGUGCACAUGGAGAACGUCCACGGGGAGACGGAGGGGUAGAUCCGGGUCACAUGUCUCUGAAUACGGACCAUCUCUCUCUCUCUCUCUCUCUCUCU